GCGGGGCUGAGGGCGGGGCCUCGGCGUCGAGCCCACCGGCGUCAUGGCGCGUUUCUUCCGAGCGCUCUGGGGUUGGUCCUCCCGAGAGGCACCUGGGCAGGCGGUGCGGGGCCAAGCGGGCGGCCCAGGGGCCGGACGCGGGGACGCAGAGUCUGUUACAAAAUGUGAGCCAUGUGGGCCAUCUCUCACCAAGACUGAGUGGCAAGAGAAGCUGACUCCAGAGCAGUUCCAUGUCACAAGAGAAAAAGGAACUGAACCGCCUUUCAGCGGGAUCUACCUGGACAAUAAGGAGUCAGGAAUGUAUCACUGUGUGUGCUGUGACAGUCCACUCUUCAGUUCUGAGAAGAAGUUCUGCUCUGGCACUGGAUGGCCUUCAUUUACUGAGGCUCAUGGCACCUUGGACUCUGAUGAAAGUAACAGUGGAAUCCUGAGACGUCUGGACACCUCCUCAGGAAAAACUCGCACAGAGGUGGUCUGCAAGAAGUGUGAAGCUCAUCUUGGCCAUGUGUUUCCUGAUGGACCUGCACCCACAGGACAGAGGUUCUGCAUCAACAGUGUGGCCCUGAAGUUCAAGCCAAGUGAACAGUGACAUCGUGACAUCUG
This is a messenger RNA of Sciurus carolinensis (gray squirrel), 603 nucleotides long. RefSeq names its product methionine sulfoxide reductase B2 (gene Msrb2). Gene Ontology annotation, molecular function: peptide-methionine (R)-S-oxide reductase activity. Gene Ontology annotation, cellular component: cytoplasm. Lineage: Eukaryota; Metazoa; Chordata; Mammalia; Rodentia; Sciuridae. The record is from RefSeq and is a predicted model, not a curated record. The transcript has 5 exons. The coding region runs from base 44 to 589 and encodes 181 amino acids. Gene Ontology annotation, biological process: response to oxidative stress; protein repair.